Molecule: messenger RNA, 1721 nt
Organism: Arabidopsis thaliana (thale cress)
Lineage: Eukaryota; Viridiplantae; Streptophyta; Magnoliopsida; Brassicales; Brassicaceae
Product: TraB family protein
Exons: 6
Coding region: 735-1511 (258 amino acids)
Source: RefSeq, marked reviewed
AAAUGAUUGGAUAUUAUACUUGUCAUGUUUGGUGAUUCAUACAUCCAAAUGUCAAAAACGUAAAAGUUCCAUUGUGGCCAUUAACGUGCGUUCUCGCCAUCCUCGUAUAUCGCUAAUGAAAUCUAAACCAAUAAAAAAACUUCAAUCUUUUUUUUCUUCACAAUUAUCGAUCCAAAUCAAGAUUUUCUUGAUUUGAAUUCCUUGCGAUGAAACUCCUUCCGAAUCCAUCACUAACCUUGUUCCCUUUCUUCACUCCCUAUACUUCAAAGCAUAUUUUCAGACCCAUCAAAGUCUCCGUCUCCGUUCAAACUCCUCCGCCGGAUUUCGAUUUCCGCAACGACAUCGCGUCGGAAUCACGCGCCGCAAUCGCGAAAACUUACCCGGAGUUGCUUGACCUCGCUGAUAACGGGACUCUGAUUCUUCUCCAGAAACAGAGUUUCGGUCCUGUUCCAGCUUGGCGCAAAGAGUUCGUUGAGCCGGAAGCGAUUUGGCUUGUGGGCACUUCUCAUAUCUCGCCGGAAUCUGCUUCCAUCGUUGAACGCGUCGUCCGUACUGUGAAGCCUGAUAAUGUCGCCGUUGAACUCUGUCGUAGCAGGAAAGUCCAAUUCUUUAUCCAAACGAAAUUCGGGUUUCGUGAAAUUUGAUGACUUUAUUGCCAACUGAUGAAAUUGAAUUAGCCAUUGUGUUGUGUAACAAAUUGCAGAGCUUGGUGUUGAUGUUGCAGAGCUGGGAUUAUGUACACUUCAAGUGUUGGAGGAGAGGUUGACCAAAACUUAAAAUCCGGAGAGUUGUCGUUGACCGGGACUGGCUUUCUCGGUGCUGUUGGCCGGAGUUUAGACUUGGGAGGGCAAACUGCGUUGGCAUUGCGACUUCUAUUGGCGGUUUUCUCUUCUAAGUUAUCUUCUGUUGCUGACCGCCCUUUCGGGGAUGAGUUUCGUGCUGCUCGGAAAGCAUCUGAGGAAGUUGGUGCGCAGCUGGUUCUUGGAGAUCGACCCAUCGAAAUAACUCUCCAAAGGGCUUGGAACUCUUUGAAAUGGGGAGAGAAGUUUAAUCUGGUGAUGGCUGUGACUCGGGUAAUCACAUCGUCAUCGGGUAUAUCCGCAGCGGAGCUUAAGGAACAAGAGACCGAUGAAAACAGUGGAAGUUUGCAGCUUUACGAACGGCUAAGUUUCUCAUACCCGGCACUCCUAAUGCCUCUUAUACACGAAAGAGAUACCUAUCUUGCUUGGUCAUUGAAGAGAAGUAAGGCAGUGAAUGGGUGUAAAACAGUGGUGGGAGUGAUCGGGAAAGGACACAUGAAUGGUGUCAUCUACGCGUUGGUGUCAGACUCUGGGGAUCUCCGGUUUAGAGAUUUGGUGGGAAGAGGAGAUUCAUAUAAUGGUGGUACUGGUACUACAUCGAACGGUUGGAUUCAAAAGGUUUUAAAGAGCUUCGUAAGAGACACAAUUAUAGGGUUCUUGCUAUGGGAGUUAUAUGAACAGUAUCUGAUGAUGAAUCAAAACCUUUCAUGAUAUAACUAAAAAAACAAGUUGUUGCAUAUUUAAAAAGGAAACUGGAAAAAGAAUCUAAAUGAGUACAAUAUGUAUGUAUAUGAUUCUUCUUCCUCUAGAUUUUGUUGAGGCAACUACAAAGUCUUAUAUGAAAUUGAUGUAUAUUUUGCAGAAAUUUCAAUUGUAAACAUAAAAUGUUUAGGUAAAAAAUUAUUUGUACUUCUCUAGUUG